AUGGAAUCUAGCUUCAAUCGUUUAAAUAAUAUGAAUAGAGAAGAAACAGAGCUACAAAAUUUUAGUAAUAUACACAAUGAACAGACUGCAGAAUCAUCAAAUGAUAAUGCUAUUACAAUAAAUAACGGUGAUAAUAUGUUGAAUCAUGAGAACCAAGAACAGAAUGAGACGAAUAUGCCUAACAAUGAAAACACUAAUGCAAAUAAUAAUAAUAAUAGUAAUAAUAAUAAUAGCUUAUCCAGUCGUUUAAUACCUGAAAAUUUUCGAAAUAUUGCUACAAGACAGAUGGAUAACAUUGGAAGAAGAUUUAAUAUUUUAGAUAGAGUCUUCCGUACAAAUAACGAUACAAGUAAUAGUAAUGGGUUAGUUGGUGCUGGAACAGUCUUCGAUGGUGUUUUUAGCAACUUAACUGCUAAGCCAGAUAAUAAUAGGACAAAUCAGGGAGAUGAGACGCGGAAUGAUAGACCUCCAACUUAUGAUGAAGCGGCUGCUGAUUUGGUCCCAUCAUAUUAUGGUCUUGACCUGGCUAAUUCUGAGAUGUAUGAUGAAUUAUGUAUUGAGGGUUUGCCCGUAGGGAAUAUGGCUAAUUUGGUAUGGAAUAUUAUUGUUAGCACGUGUUUUCAAUUUAUUGGAUUUUUGAUUACAUAUAUGUUACACACAUCUCAUGCUGCAAAACAAGGAUCUAGAUUUGGGUUAGGAUUAACGUUUUUAAGCUAUGGUUAUUCUAUGAUACCAAAUGAUGUUGUAUCUAAAGUGGGGAAACAUAAGAGUUUGCAUAGGAUUGAACCUGCAGAUCCAAAUAAUUAUGAAGAUUUAAGUCUAAACCAAAACCAAUUACCACAAGAUGAAUUUGAAUCCCAAUUAAGUCAUGGAAUAGAAGACGAAAAACAAAGUGUACCAUUUUUAGCUGUUGCUAUUGGCCUCUUAGGAUUUUUUAUAUUGUUGAAAAGUAUUAUUGAUUUUAUUAAGAUUAAGAGGAAAGAACGUAGAUAUUUAGCACAGACUGAAACUACGUUACCUUAA
This is a messenger RNA of Arxiozyma heterogenica, 1023 nucleotides long. It is a transcript of the gene BSD2, whose product is annotated as Bsd2p. The record is from RefSeq and is a predicted model, not a curated record. Lineage: Eukaryota; Fungi; Ascomycota; Saccharomycetes; Saccharomycetales; Saccharomycetaceae. The coding region runs from base 1 to 1023 and encodes 340 amino acids. Gene Ontology annotation, cellular component: Golgi apparatus; perinuclear region of cytoplasm; endoplasmic reticulum. The transcript has a single exon. Gene Ontology annotation, biological process: positive regulation of protein ubiquitination; metal ion transport; vacuolar transport.